AUGAGUGCGAAGGUUGAAACUGUCCUCCAGUCCUUGACACUAGAGGAGAAGAUAUCACUCCUUGCUGGGAAGGACUUUUGGGAGACAGUACCUAUACCGGAUAAGGGUGUCCCCGCCAUUAAGACGUCUGAUGGACCCAACGGUGCCCGAGGUGAAGUAUUCACAGGAGGCACACGAGCUGCAUGUUUUCCUGCAGCAGUAUGUUCAGCCGCGACAUGGGAUCCUGCAAACGCAAAGCGCAUAGGUCAUGCUUUGGCAGAGGAGACCAAGACCAAGAGUGCUCGAGUGCUUCUUGCACCUACUAUGUGCAACCAUAGACAUCCUCUUGGUGGCCGUAACUUUGAAUCUUUCUCAGAAGACCCGUAUCUUGCUGGCAAGAUGGCCGCUAACGUUGUAAACGGGCUGCAAGAGAAAGGCAUCGCGGCCACUAUCAAGCACUUCGCAGCUAACGAGCAGGAAACGGACCGCCUAAAGGUCAAUGAGAUCAUCUCUGAGCGUGCGCUGAGAGAGAUUUAUAUGAAGCCUUUUGAGAUCACUAUCAAGGAGGCCAAUCCCCUCGCCGUUAUGACAGCGUACAACAAGGUCAACGGAACACACGCAGAUUCGAAUGAAUUCCUUCUCAAGCAGGUCUUGCGCGGCGAAUGGGGCUGGGACGGGCUCGUUAUGAGUGACUGGGGUGGUGUCAACUCCACGGCUGACUCAUUGAACGCUGGACUGGAUCUAGAAAUGCCUGGACCGACUAGGUGGCGCAGUGCUGAUACUGUCCUCGAGGCUGUGAAGAAGGGACAGGUCACCGAAGCCAUCAUCACUGAAAGAGCGAGGAAUGUGCUGAGGCUUAUCGAACAAGUCGGUGGUUUCGAGAACCCGGAAAUUCCGCCUGAGCAAUCUAUUGUCGAUCCAAAGCACAGUAAACUUAUUCGAGAUGUGGCAGGACAGGGCAUCACCCUCUUGAAAAACGACGGUGUCCUGCCACUCAAGAGAGAAGAGAUCAAGGGCAAGACAAUUGGUCUGUUUGGUCUAGCAAAGGAGGCUCUUAUCCAUGGUGGUGGAAGUGCUUCUUUGAAUGCCCACUAUCGCAUCACUCCUGAGGAGGGUCUUAAGACUGCCUACGGCGACGAUGUGGAAUUCAAGUUCGCAAAAGGUGCAGCUACAUAUCGUCUCAUCCCUCCUCUAUCGAAGGGCUGCAAAGACUCCGAGGGGAAAGAUGGCUGGACCAUGGAACUGUUCAACAAGGGCAACACCAGUAAGCCCAUCAAGACAAAGCACGGCAAUAAGGAAGCUGCUUUUACACCUCUGCUCGAGCAAAGCGCCAAAGACAGCGAGGUUAGAUUCACCACUACCUUUACGCCCCGUGAGUCUGGCUCGCAUUAUUUGGGUUGCUCAGGUAUCGGUCCCACAGUCGUACACGUUAACGACAAAGUCGUAUAUGAACAGAAGCACAACUCUCCGGACCCGAUGGGCUUCCUCUUCGGCGGAAACCCUGAGAAAGAGUUUCGCGUGCCGUUCACCAAGGGCGAGUCAUACAAGAUCCAGGUUCAUUCGAAGCCACCCGCUGGCGAGUCAGAUGAAGGCAUCCUCUCGGGUCUUCCAGGUUUCAGACUGGGAUUCAUGUAUGAGGAAGAGCACGACCUAGACAUGGCCGCAGAAGCGAAGGACCUCGCAAAAGAAUGUGACAUCGCCAUCGUCUUCACAGGACACACACCUGUAUGGGAAACCGAAGGCCAAGAUCAAGUUAGCUUCAACCUACCACGCGAAGGCUCACAAGACAAGCUCGUAGAAACAGUCGCGUCAGUCAACUCGAAGACCAUUGUCGUAAAUUCAACGGGUGUGGCCGUUGCCCUACCCUGGUUAAACAAGGUUUCUGCUUUGAUACAAGCAUGGUUCCCUGGCCAAGAAGCCGGUAAUGCCAUCGCAGAUAUCAUCUCUGGCACCGUGAAUCCCUCUGGUCACCUUCCAAUCUCUUGGCCCAAACGCAUUGAAGACGCGCCGGCACACGGCAACUUCCCUGGCACUCGGGACGACAAGGGACAGCUCACUGUCAAGUACGAAGAGGGUGUUUUUGUAGGCUACAGGCACUACGACCGCAUCGCCGCAGACAAAAUCCACUUUCCUUUUGGAUUCGGCCUGUCUUACACGACCUUUGUUCUCACUGAUGCACGUGUGCCUCAAUCGACGCCCGAACAAUUUGCGCCUAACGUCGAGGUCACGAACAUAGGGGAUGUCGCUGGAGCUACGGUUAUCCAAGUAUAUGUCGGCAGAAAAGAUCAAUCGGCUGAGCAUCCUGUCAAAACAUUGGCAGCUUUUAAGAAGGUUUACUUGGAACCUCGCACGCAAGCGAUUGUGCAGCUUGAGUGUGCGAACAAGGAUUUCGCUUACUUCGAUGAGGCGAAGGGGAAGUGGACUGUUGAUCAAGGACAGUAUGAAUUCUCAUUUGGUCAGAGUGCGGGGCAUAUCGAGCAGGUCGUCGUUGUUGACGUGGAGGGAUCGAGGGGGCUGAAGUUGUAG
Molecule: messenger RNA, 2505 nt
Organism: Alternaria postmessia
Lineage: Eukaryota; Fungi; Ascomycota; Dothideomycetes; Pleosporales; Pleosporaceae
Exons: 3
Coding region: 1-2505 (834 amino acids)
Biological process (GO): glucan catabolic process
Molecular function (GO): beta-glucosidase activity
Source: RefSeq, a predicted model, not a curated record